AAGUAAAGGUGAUUCUGGACUCAGGACAGUAUGGCAUCAGAGGACCACGCUAGGGAUCAAGUCUCAUUCACCCAGAGUAACCCGCUGUUUGGCAUGUCACUCAGCAGGACUGAUCUCUACAGUUUCCAGCCUGAUGAUCUGAAGCCAGUGAGGCCCAGACGACAGUGGUGUUUUAAUGUGAUCAUUGUUUACCUCAUCUUGCAGACUGCCCUUAAUGUCUUUCUCAUUUAUAAAGUUUUCACGUUGGAGUCUUCGCUGUCUAACCCCAGGUUGGAGAAGCAGAUAUCUAAUCACAUCCCUCUGGGUGGAGACCAUGGUGACGACAACAUCCAAACUCUCCUCUACAACAAUAGUCAAGAAGCCAAGACCCUGAGAGGACAGCUAGGAGCCCUGACAAACAAGGUCAACAGCCUGUGUGGGGCAGAGGGCCAGCUGUCGAGGCUGCAGUCUGACCUGAACCUGCUCAACACCAGCGCCCGCAACCUGGAUGGAAAACUGACAGCCAUCAGCCUCAAACCAGGACCACCUGGUCCACCAGGUAGCAAUGGACUUGCAGGAGAGAGGGGCCCCAAAGGUGAUGGUGGUGCUGUUGGACCAUCAGGACCAAAGGGUGAAAUGGGAGAAAAAGGACAAUCUGGAGAGACAGGACCUCCUGGACCAGUUGGUCCCAUCGGUGUCCCAGGAACCCCAGGGAAUCAAGCAGCAGGUGUAAAGGGAGACAAAGGAGACCCCGGGGCCCAAGGUUUAAGCGGACCUCCUUGUUUCAAUGGAACUGAAGGUGCUGCCGGACCACCAGGGCCCAAAGGAGACAAAGGAGACACAGGAAACCAACCAGAGGAGACUGUGCGUCUUGUGCCAGGGAGAUACAGUGGGCGAGUGGAGGUGAAGUACAAUGGGAUCUGGGGCACUGUCUGUGAUGACAGCUUUUCCACUGUGGAUGGCAAGGUGAUCUGUAAGAUGCUGGGCUUCCAAUCCGCCGUUUCCACCUUCACUGCCAGCCCAGGGUCCGGUAAGAUUUGGCUGGAUGACCUGAGAUGUAGAGGAACAGAAUCUGACAUCUUCAGCUGCCCACACAGUGGAUAUGGUGUUACCAACUGUGGUCACAACGAGGAUGUCGGAGUGCGCUGUGCCUAGACUGGCAACACACUGAAGACCAGCAGGAAAAUGGUGUUUCUGCUGUUCUUCACGGAUCAAACAUGCAGUGACAAUUGACAAUUGACUGGCAGCAGCCAUCACACACACAAACACACACACACACACACACACACACACACACACACACACACAUGCUUACUGGUUUUCAUACAUCAUGGGGAUGCCAGUUUUAAUCAUCACUUGUGGGGACCAUUUCUAGAGGUUGUAGAGAGCUGAAAAAAAUUGAGUAAACUUUCCAUAGCUUAGUUAGCCUAUACACGCCUUCAAACCUCUGAAAUGAUGAAGUGAUGUUUUGAUCAGGCUUUAUGGGGACAUCCGGAAAAAAACAAACAGUAAACAUGAUUUCAGGGUACAUCACUUACAUCAAUUAGAAUAUUUCACAUAGAUUAUUUGGUGACUAAUGGGGAUCUACUUUUACACAAAACAAUGAAAAUGAGAUACUUUUCUCAGAAGCCAAUUCUAUAAUUAGGGCAUUUGCAAAAAUAGUAUUGAGUAGACGCACACACACACACACACACACACACACACACACACAGGCAAAGGCAGAGAACAGUUCUGCUACUAAUGAUGCUCACAGCUGGAUCUCAUUACAUAUUCAUAAAACACAGCAUAUAGAAUUGCAUUCAGUCACUAGCUUAAAUGACAGCAUACUAUAAACAAAAGAUCAUGCUGAUCAAAGUUUUCUGAAACAAAAUUCUCAGGCAUCAUUUCCCCACUUUGUUCUCAGUUAAUUAAUAUUAAUAAAGUGUUGGCCCCUUGUUUAGUCUAUAUCACUGCUGCACUGUCCUCCUCCCACUUGCCUUCAGCGACUUGCUUUUCAUCACCUUUCAUCCAUCACACAUCAGCAGAGAUGACUUUGCAGAGGACAGAAAAGAUGAAAAGGUUGACAGGACAGAAUAGAAAUUGUGCUGAGGAAUGAUUUUUGGCACAGCUGGCUCAGUCACGCAUACACAUGUCAAGUUCACAUCAAAUGGCAUCAUAGUUGAAACACUUAAAUGAAAAAACUAUAUUUAAUUGUAUAAUUUGAAGGCUGCUAUAAAGGUCAUACACACACACUCCCAAGUCCAACAGAUCGACACAAAACAUCUUUCUCCUGAUUAAAUGUUCAUAUGACAUUGUUGUAUAGUUUCACAUUAAGCUCACAUGUCAAAACACAACCUCAAAUGAUUAGCUAAACAAAGUAUUUUCAUUUAUAUACAUUUUAAUUCCACAAUAAGUUUUGUUCUGUCCUCUUGAUGUUCACCAUGUCUCUUCUGUGAGCUUUUGAAGGAAGUCAAAGUUCUCGGGGGCAUUAUCUCCUGGAGGAGUCAAACUGUAAUAACCUGGUUUAGAAUUGAUACUCAAACUUUGUUGAUUCUCCUCAUUGAGUUUUUCCACUGAGGUUUGUCACUCAACUUUCAUCAUGCCCUAGAGCAGUAGUUCUCAACCUUUUUGAGUGGCGACCCCCAAUUUAACAUGCAUGUUGUCCGCGACCCCUCACUGAACACAAUCUCACACGCACAGUUCAGAUCAUACAAACUCAGUUGAUACGACGAAUUUUGGACAAAUAAUGAAGCAGACAACAGCUAAAACAUCUCUCUGUCUGUGCAUUUAUAUAUUUUUUAUAAUUUAAUGUUACUUUUAAUCUAAAUCCUUUGCUCUAAGUUUAAAGGUCCAUUCUGACCUCCUGAGUGUGUAACAGUCAGCUUCAAGCCAGAGACUCCUUGGAAAGUAAUUACUUGAUACUUUGGGAUUUGUCAGAAAAGACACAAAAUUACCCAAAAAAGAAUAAAAUUGACCACAAAAUGACACAAAAUGAUAAAAAAAAAAUACAUAAAAUUAAGCAAAAAAAGGACUCAAAUUGACCACAAAAUGACAAAAAAUGACCAUAAAAAGUCACAAAUUGACCAAAAAAGACACAAAAUGACUAAAAAAAGACACAAAAUGACAAAAAAGGAAACAAAAUGACCAAUAAUAAUAAGGGAAAAAUGAUUAUUAUAACAGAAGAUAUGUGGUAAUGUAACAAAUGAUAUGAGCUAAAUAUUAUAACACAUGAAGAUAUAAGACGAUGGUGGUGGGGGCUGAAGAUCAAGCAAGCUGAUGAUGCCUGCUGAGGGGAUGAGGGGAGGCAGAGAGGCACACAUAAGAGCAACAUGAAUUUCCAGGCAGAGAUAAUCAUAUUCAAAAAGAGGCAGCAGUAGGAUGAUUGGCUUACAACGUAGAUGGUCUCUGUUAGAAUAAUCUGUUAUUCUGUCUCUGUUGUCUGUCUCUGUGGACGUGGGUCACUAUCUACGCAUGCGUAAUUCACAAUCUGUGUAUGUUCCCUCUCUGUGCAUUGAUAGAUUAAUCAUGUAGGCUGCUUUGCUAUAAUGCUCAUGUGCUAAUAUUGUUGUUAAACUAUGAUCAGACUAAAUACAUUAACUCCAUCUGCUUAAACUUUCUCUGCCCUAUUAAGAGUAAGAUUCUAUUAUCACAAACAGAUAUAUUUUACAUGGAUGUUUGUUGCAAAAUCUGUGUCUCCAGUAAUAUCUCAGCAGGUUGUUGGUGAUUUGAAAGUUUAUUCCAGGUCAGGUCACGGAUAUGAUGUACUAAGCAGAGAGAUAACUGUCUUCUCUGCUUGACAUGACGUGUCCACGUAUGCAAUAAACUGACAAAUCAGCAGAUCGAAAGGAGGCGACUUUUGGAAGAAAUCUACCUACAUUUUUUAUUAAACCUCUGUUAGGUUAUAAAAGAAGGGUUCAGGGAAAGUAGACUGCAUUAAACCUUCAUGAACUGACCAGCCUAAUGUCAUGUCAGGGACGUGAAGAUUGAACCCAGAGACUCUGUAACUGCACAUUUCUUGACGUAUUGACAUGCAUGACUCUGAGAAAUAGGUGAGGUUUUGUGUUGGAGUCAGAUAAUUUAAUUUAAAAGGUUUCCUCAAUAUAUUUCCCAACAUCUCUGACACAUCUGCUGGAUCUAUAUGAUCAGCUUAAAGAGCUGAUACCAUGAAUGACAAUCCCUGAUAAUGACAGCAGGGAAAUUGUGAGUGAGCAUGUGUGAUGAGGGAAUGGCAGAAUGUAUGACAAAUAAAACGAUGCAUGCAAGCGGUUCAACAACAAUAAUUUAA
This is a messenger RNA of Centropristis striata (black sea bass), 4243 nucleotides long. It is a transcript of the gene marco, whose product is annotated as macrophage receptor with collagenous structure. The record is from RefSeq and is a predicted model, not a curated record. The transcript is spliced from 11 exons. NCBI's taxonomy places the organism in Eukaryota, Metazoa, Chordata, Actinopteri, Perciformes, Serranidae. Bases 31 to 1134 code for a protein of 367 amino acids. Gene Ontology annotation, cellular component: membrane.